GCUAAAGAACCGCUCAUAACACUGAUCUCAUUUGGACGCGGUGGGGGACGCGAUGUUGGGGACGCUGGUCUGGAUGUUCGUGGCCGGCUUCCUGCUGGCGCUCGCGCCGGGCCGGGCCGCGGGCGCGCCGAGGGCGGGCAGGCGUCCGACGCGGCCGCGAGGCUGCGCGGACCGGCCUGAGGAGCUCCUGGAGCAGCUGUACGGGCGCCUGGCGGCCGGCGUGCUCAGCGCCUUCCACCACACGCUGCAGCUGGGGCCGCGCGAGCAGGCGCGCAACGCGAGCUGCCCGGCAGGGGGCAGGCCCGCCGACCGCCGCUUCCAGACGCCCACCAACCUGCGUAGCGUGUCGCCCUGGGCAUACAG
Dipodomys ordii (Ord's kangaroo rat) is the source of this 363-nucleotide messenger RNA. RefSeq names its product interleukin-17D-like. The record is from RefSeq and is a predicted model, not a curated record. NCBI's taxonomy places the organism in Eukaryota, Metazoa, Chordata, Mammalia, Rodentia, Heteromyidae. The transcript has 2 exons. The annotation marks the transcript as partial.